Messenger RNA from Ectocarpus sp. CCAP 1310/34, 1136 nucleotides. Lineage: Eukaryota; Phaeophyceae; Ectocarpales; Ectocarpaceae. The record is from the annotation of a GenBank genome assembly.
CGCACGUCACACGCCAUACAGCUCUCUCUCAGCUCUCAGCUCUCAGCUCUCACAGAGCAGCACUUCCAGAGAAACUCAUCUUCCGGGUCUUGAGCCUUGGUCUCUGAAGAGCAAACACAACAUCGGUUUGACCGAAACACUGGCACGUUGCUGGUUGAAGGGGCGCUAUCUUCAACGGCGUCCGUGUGUACGCCAAGGCCAAGCGUCAGGCGGAGAUACCAUGUGGACUGGGCUUGCGAAGACCUUAGUAGCUCGUUGCCGCUGUUGCAUACAGCCGUUGAGAAGUAUGGAGAGAGCCGUGGGCGUCAGAAGAAUAAGCACUGUGGGAGAGUUUUUGGAACCCGAUGGAGAGAUGCUGAAGGCGCUGGUGUGCCCGUUUUCCAAGCUACCGCUUACUUAUGAUCGCGAGGCGAGAGAGCUGCUGUCUCCGGUAGGGGUGGCCUUCCCCAUCACAGCAAACGGAGUCGCCGACAUGACACCUGCCAGUGCGAGGCUUGUGGAGGCACCUCCAGAUGGCGGAGAGCAAGUGUGAACAGAACUGACGACGCAUGCACGUGGCUACCGGCUCAAGCCACACCUCGUGUUGGCUGGGAGCAAGGAACCGAACCUGCACGGAGGGUACCUGUAGCGUGAGGCUCGUAGGAUGGUCGGGAAGUGGCGGCGUGUAAAAGCGGCUGCGAAAAUUACCAGCAACACUCCGGCUUCACCUAACCAACAUCCGCCGCUGUGGUCGUCGCUCAUCGAGGAUUGUAUCCAACUGCGGCACGUUCGCCUUCGAUUCUGUGAGAACAUGGGCAUGGCAGGCAGGAACACCGUGAGACUGCGAGCGUUGGCGAGUGGCGUACGAUUCUUUGUGGCAGUAUAAUACUGUAGUAGUCAAGACAUUAAGGGCGUCCCGUAAACGUUGCAGAAACAAGCGCAAAAGUCCCUUGUAGGCUGGAACAAUUGCCUCUCUGUUCGCUCGGUCCUGCACCUCAGAUCCCGAUAAUUGGUGCCCAAAUCUGUCGAAAGGAGAACCGAGCACAUGAACGAGCGGCCCAACAUUACAUGUGAGUCAUGGAUUCCCGGAGACGUGGCUUUCCAGAGAAUUAGAAAGAGGAUUGGCCCAUCCUCAAGCUGGGUGAUUGAAUCACCUG